GAAAGAAUCUUGUGAGGCGCGUGAAGGGGAGGGACCGUCGCGCGAGAUGCACGCGCUAUACUUUACUUUGCCUCAUCUGCACAGCGGCUUGAGAAUGGAGCUCGACUCCUUGUGUGGAGCGCAUGUCUGCUCAGUGCUCUGUGUUUGAUGACAAGCAGCGAAGCAACAAUUUACCUGGAAUUAUUUUUCAUGUUCGUUAAAGCACAGUUAUUUCCUGAAACAUGAGCGACAUCUACGAGUCUGCAGCCAAUUCUCUGGGCCUGUUCAACAGCCCCUGCCUGACCAAAGUAGAGCUGCGGGUCGCCUGCAAGGGCAUCUCAGACAGGGAUACCCUCUCCAAGCCGGAUCCCUGCGUGGUCAUCAAAAUGCAGUCCCAUGGCCAGUGGUUAGAGGUGGACAGGACAGAGGUGAUUCGGAGCUGUCUAAAUCCCACGUUUUCUAAGGUCUUCACCCUGGACUUCUACUUCGAAGAGGUCCAGCGACUACGUUACGAGCUCUACGACAUCAGUAGUAGUCAUAAUGGCAUGAAAGAGGCAGACUGCCUGGGAGCCAUGGAGUGCACACUGGGCCAAAUCGUCUCCCAGAGAAAAUUCACCAAAGCCCUGCUUAAACAGGGCAACACAGUUGGGAAAUCAUCUAUCAUGAUCACCACUGAGGAGCUGACAGGAAAUAACGAUUAUGUCGAACUCUCAUUCAGUGCGAGGAAGCUGGAUGAUAAGGACUUUUUCAGCAAGUCGGAUCCAUUCUUAGAGAUCUACAGGGUAAAUGAUGACAAUACUCAGCAACUAGUGCACAGAACAGAGACUGUCAUGAAUAACCUCAACCCCGCAUGGAAGACCUUCAAGACGUCCCUUAACUCACUCUGUAGUGGAGACCAUGAAAGAAUACUGAAGUGUACAGUGUGGGACUGGGACUCGAACGGAAAGCAUGAUUUCAUAGGGGAGUUUGAAGCUACGUUCAAAGAGAUGCGAUCAGCGAUGGAUGGAAGACAGGUCCAGUGGGAAUGCAUAAACCCAAAAUAUAAAGUCAAGAAGAAGAAUUACAAGAACUCUGGGAUUGUCAUUCUGAAUCAGUGCAAGAUCAUUAAGAUGCAUUCCUUUCUGGACUACAUCAUGGGUGGUUGCCAAAUACAGUUUACAGUAGCGAUUGAUUUCACAGCAUCUAAUGGGGAUCCUAGAAACAGUUGUUCGUUACACUACAUCCACCCCUACCAGCCUAAUGAGUAUCUGAAAGCUUUAGUCGCAGUGGGGGAGAUUUGCCAAGACUACGACAGUGACAAAAUGUUCCCAGCGUUUGGCUUUGGUGCUCGGAUACCCCCAGACUUCAAGGUUUCACAUGACUUUGCAGUAAACUUCAACGAAGACAACCCAGAAUGUGCAGGUAUCCAGGGUGUGGUAGAAGCCUACCAGAAUUGCCUUCCUAAGAUCCAGCUGUACGGUCCCACAAACAUUGCCCCGAUCAUCCAGAAAGUGGCCAACUUUGCCUCUGAGGAAAUGCACACCAAAGAGGCCAUGCAAUACUUCAUCCUGCUCAUCCUGACGGACGGUGUAAUCACAGAUAUGGCGGACACUAGAGAGGCCAUCGUCCACGCCUCUCACCUGCCCAUGUCUGUCAUCAUCGUGGGAGUUGGAAGCGCAGAUUUCACUGACAUGGAGAUGCUGGACGGUGAUGACGGAAUCCUUCGUUCGCCUAAAGGGGAACCAGUGUUGCGUGACAUCGUACAGUUUGUGCCAUUCCGUAACUUCAAACAUGCCUCUCCUGCUGCUUUGGCAAAAAGUGUCUUAGCCGAAGUCCCAAACCAGGUGGUGGACUAUUACAACAGUAAGGGGAUCAAGCCCAAGUGCCCCAGCGAGUAUGAGUCUUCCAGGACGUUUGGCCACUGAAGCGCCGAGCUAACGCUCAUUACAAAAACUAGCACGUUUCUGUGAAUUUGAAUCCUUAUCUGUUCUACUUUGUUUUGUUUGCAUGCGUAGCCUGUGAGGCUUGCAUAGGUGUUGCAAUGCUACCGUUCUUAUUAUGUACAUGUGUACAUGCACAGACUUACAACCAUGAAGAAAGGAAAAACUCAAAAACUACUGAUGUAAGCAUGAUGAAUGGGAGUAGCUGAAGAAUAGUUGGAUUAUCUGUUGUUUUCUUUUCUAUAAAGGUUUGAGAUUUUGCUAAAUUUCGUAAUGUUCUUACAUUGUAAAGCAUUUUGGAUCUUAGAAAAUGAAAAGCUAUUUGAAUUAGAUUAUAUGUGGAUAUUCAGGCUUUCUUUUUCUCUCUUUUUCUUUUUUUUUUUGCAGAUGCAGGGCCAGAUGCAUGAUUGUAUUUUGCAUGUUAAUAAUAAUAAUCCAGCCUCGUUUUUCUACUUGUUCCUUUUGGGGCCUGUUAUAUGAUUUUAUGUGAAGCUGCUCUUCUGAAACCAGUCCACAAAUUCAAAUUUAGAAUGAAGUAUUUUUUUGUAGUUUAAAGUGAUGAUGUGACAAAUUGUUUGAGAAUAAAGUUUGUGUUAUGAACGAUG
Carassius gibelio (silver crucian carp) is the source of this 2503-nucleotide messenger RNA. RefSeq names its product copine-4. Gene Ontology annotation, biological process: cellular response to calcium ion. Gene Ontology annotation, cellular component: plasma membrane. The transcript has 16 exons. The record is from RefSeq and is a predicted model, not a curated record. Lineage: Eukaryota; Metazoa; Chordata; Actinopteri; Cypriniformes; Cyprinidae. Bases 222 to 1883 code for a protein of 553 amino acids. Gene Ontology annotation, molecular function: calcium-dependent phospholipid binding.